AUGAAGAGCUGGUUGGAAACGGCUAGCAGCAUGGAGGACGGGUCAAUGUCCUGCAUGCUGGCUGAGUCAAGAGAAGCGCUUCUGCCAAUCACUGGCACUGAGAAUUUGGCGCCUCGGAAAAGAACAUUAGAACCCUGUGCACUAUCCGAUGAAGCAUACCUCUCUAGUGGCACCGGUUCUCCAUGUGCUGGCUUAACAAGAGAGGAACGCAGGCGACGCCGGAGGGCAACACUAAAGUAUCGCACAGCUCACGCCACAAGAGAACGUAUAAGAGUAGAGGCUUUUAACGCUGCGUUUGCUUCAUUAAGACGUCUUUUACCAACCCUACCACCAGAUAAGAAGCUUUCUAAGAUCGAAAUACUCAGACUGGCUAUAUGUUACAUUGCAUAUUUGAAUCACGUUUUAGAUGCUUGA
Molecule: messenger RNA, 414 nt
Organism: Danaus chrysippus (African queen)
Lineage: Eukaryota; Metazoa; Arthropoda; Insecta; Lepidoptera; Nymphalidae
Source: the annotation of a GenBank genome assembly